UCUACAUCCAUUCAGUCUCCUUUCUUCAACAAGCCAUGGAUGUCUUCUCACCGUCCCAGGUCUACUACGACAGAGCGUGUGCUUCAUCUCCAGACAGCCUGGAGUUUGGCCCCGGAGCGGAGCUCACCGGCUCAGAUGAAGAUGAGCACGUCAGGAUCCCCGGAGCCCCUCACCAGCCGGGACACUGCCUCCAGUGGGCCUGCAAAGCCUGCAAACGCAAGUCCAGCUUUGUGGACCGCAGACGGGCCGCCACUAUGCGUGAGCGCCGGCGGCUGAAGAAGGUCAACCACGCUUUCGAAGCUUUGCGGCGCUGCACCUCAGCCAACCCCAGCCAGCGUCUGCCCAAGGUGGAGAUCCUUCGCAAUGCCAUCCAGUACAUUGAGAGCCUGCAGGAUCUGCUUCGAGAGCAGGUGGAAAACUACUACGGCCUACCUGGAGAAAGCAGUUCGGAACCCCCAAGCCCGUUGUCCAGCUGCUCUGAUGGCAUGGCUGACAGCAACAGUCCAGUGUGGCAACAACUGAAUGCAAACUACAGCAGCAGCUAUUCAUAUGCAAAGAAUGAGUGUUAUGGCAACAAAGCAGUCGGAGCUUCAAGUCUGGAGUGUCUCUCCAGCAUCGUGGACCGUCUGUCCUCAGUGGAGUCCAGCUGUGGACCUGUGGCUCUGAGAGACAUGGCCACAUUCUCCCCCGGCAGCUCCGACUCGCAGCCCUGCACACCGGAGAGUCCCGGAACCAGGCCCGUCUAUCACGUCCUGUGAAGGAAAUCUCGCUUGGACAAGGAUAUAUUGCCACAAGUCAGGCGCCGUGCUUUACCAAACAGCAGCUGCAUUCGCAACGAGUAGCGAUAAGAACUAGUUAUCUGCAAACCUGAAGGAGGAACGGUGCCAAGAAACAAGCAGCUUUUAUAUUGUACAUGAAAUUGUAAAUAUUUAAUGUAAAUUCCCAUUUAUUCUAUACAUGCUAUUAUACCCAGACAUAUUUAAUUAUAACAGUUAAUGUACUGUU
This is a messenger RNA of Scomber scombrus (Atlantic mackerel), 1005 nucleotides long. RefSeq names its product myogenic factor 5 (gene myf5). Gene Ontology annotation, molecular function: RNA polymerase II cis-regulatory region sequence-specific DNA binding; protein dimerization activity; DNA-binding transcription factor activity, RNA polymerase II-specific. NCBI's taxonomy places the organism in Eukaryota, Metazoa, Chordata, Actinopteri, Scombriformes, Scombridae. The record is from RefSeq and is a predicted model, not a curated record. The transcript is spliced from 3 exons. Gene Ontology annotation, biological process: muscle organ development; positive regulation of myoblast differentiation; regulation of transcription by RNA polymerase II. The coding region runs from base 36 to 758 and encodes 240 amino acids.